AUGAAAGAAGGUGUUGUCGUUGCUGAAAAAGAUUUUGGUCUCGACAAACAUCCAGAUAUACCAGUACCAAACAUUCAUGUUAUUAAAGCACUUCAAUCGCUUAAAUCACGAGAUUUGGUUAAAGAACAAUUUGCAUGGCGUCAUUAUUACUGGUAUUUAAAUAAUGCAGGUACUAAUUUCUUACGUGAAUAUCUUAAUUUACCACCUGAAAUUGUACCGGCCACACUUAAACGACCAACAAGACCUGAAGGAGCUAAACAAGCUAAACGAAUUGAUACUGCUCGACCAGCAUCACCAUCUGAUCAAAGUCGACAAGACUAUCGUCGUAGUGGAUACGACAAAACAGGUGAAGUUGGUGCUGGAUCAGCUCAACCUCAAUUUCGUGGUGGUUAUGGUCGAGGCCGUGGAUUUAAUGAUGGUAAUCGUGGUGGUCCCGGUAAUGCUGAUCAACAAUAA
Adineta steineri is the source of this 456-nucleotide messenger RNA. Lineage: Eukaryota; Metazoa; Rotifera; Eurotatoria; Adinetida; Adinetidae. The record is from the annotation of a GenBank genome assembly.